Phytomonas sp. Hart1 is the source of this 294-nucleotide messenger RNA. NCBI's taxonomy places the organism in Eukaryota, Euglenozoa, Kinetoplastea, Trypanosomatida, Trypanosomatidae. The record is from the annotation of a GenBank genome assembly.
AUGGGGGAUCAAAAUAUCCAUGAAACCACUAGCCAAGUUCUAGGAAAUGUAAACAACAACAACCAUGAUGACCGUAUGAUUAAUAUUAAACCAAACAGAGAAGAACCAACUUCAUCUAUGUCUUCUGAGCCUAUGGAUGAGGAUGUAUGUGCAGUUUGUUUAGAAAAGCCUGCAGAAGGUUGCUGUAUCAGGCUAUGGUGUUGCAGUAACGUGUUAUGUGUAAAUGAUGCUCAGCAGGUUAGUCGAUGUCCUCUUUGUCGUAUGGUGCCCUUGGUGUGGGACAUUGUGAAGUAA